Molecule: messenger RNA, 1194 nt
Organism: Vicia villosa (hairy vetch)
Lineage: Eukaryota; Viridiplantae; Streptophyta; Magnoliopsida; Fabales; Fabaceae
Exons: 1
Coding region: 1-1194 (397 amino acids)
Source: RefSeq, a predicted model, not a curated record
AUGGAUAUUCCUGAUGGUGUUGAAGCUGCUCCUGAUCAGGUCUGUAAACUCCAAAAGAGCUUAUAUGGCUUGAAACAAGCCAGUAGAAAGUGGUACGAAAAACUGACUCAUCUUCUCAUCCAGCAAGGCUACUCUCAAUCUACCUCAGAUUAUUCUCUUUUUACUCUCAAGAAUGAUGGUGAUUUUACUGCUCUCCUUGUGUAUGUCGAUGACAUAAUCAUAACAGGCAAUUCUCUGACUGAAUUCUCUAGAAUCAAAGCCAUAUUAGAUGUCAAUUUUAAGAUUAAAGAUCUAGGAAUUCUCAAGUAUUUUCUCGGAUUGGAAGUUGCCCAUUCUAAAAAUGGCAUUUGUAUUUCCCAAAGAAAAUACUGCUUAGAUCUUCUUGCAUCAUCGGGGCUUCUGGGAUCAAAACCUGCCAAUACUCCUCUUGAUCCAUCUACAAACCUUCAUCAAGAUGACAGUCCUCCCUUUGAAGAUAUUUCCACAUAUAGAAGGAUCAUUGGGAAACUUCUGUAUUUAAACACUACAAGACCCGAUAUUUCCUUAGCUACACAACAACUCAGUCAGUUUCUAAAUUCACCUACUAUUACUCAUUUCAAAGGAGCUUGUAGGGUGAUAAGAUACUUGAAACAAAAUCCUGGAAAAGGCAUUUUGUUCCCUAGAAAUUCAAACAUCCAAAUCCAAGGAUAUGUGGAUGCUGACUGGGCAGGAUGUCAUGAUUCAAGAAGAUCUACUACAUGCUUCAUCUUCUUCCUAGGAGAUUCCCUUGUAUCAUGGCGUGCAAAGAAGCAAGCUACCAUUUCAAGAUCUUCUUCUGAAGCAGAGUACCGUGCCUUGUCUACAGCAGCUUGUGAACUACAAUGGCUCCUUUAUCUUUUAAAGGAUUUAGAUAUUACAUGUGACAAGCAGCCAGCACUGUACUGUGACUCUCAAAGUGCUAUUCACAUAGCAUCUAAUCCAGUGUUUCACGAGAGGACAAAACAUCUAGAAAUAGAUUGUCAUUUUGUUCGAGAAAAGGUGCAAAAGAAUGUUCUUAUGCUCAUGCCAAUAUCCACUCAAGAACAGCUCGCUGAUUUUUUAACAAAGGCUCUUGCUCCACCAAAGUUUAGAGAUUUCAUAGCCAAGCUUGGUAUGAUUGACAUAUAUCAUAGUCAAGCUUGUGGGAGAGUGUUGAGAGAUGAAGUAAAGAACUGA